AUGAAGAUGAUUUUGGGAACAGGAAAGCCAAAACAUGUAAGCCCAUUGGCAGUGUGGUGGUGGUGGUCAGAUAAUGGGACAAAAGGGAAAAACAAGAAAUAUUGUGGUGAUGGUGGUCAGAUAAUGGGGGGAGGAUCUUCCCUGAAAAUGCAGUACCCUCCAUCAGGGCCAAGUGGGUGGGGCCAGCUUGGUAAUCGUGUGACUUCUGGGCCAGUUGCAAAUAAGUCUGCUGAAACAUCAGCAUUCUCCCCAUUGAUUGGAAGAAAAGUGAGAACCAGAUGGCCUGAUGACAACAAUUUUUAUGAAGCAGUUAUAACAGAUCACAACCCUGUUGAGGGUCGGCAUGCACUAGUUUAUGAUAUUAGUACAGCAAAUGAGACAUGGGAAUGGGUUAAUCUUAUAUCACGAGAGGAUAUACAAUGGUGGAUCAGGUAUUCAGUUCAUGGAAUGAGUAGACCCGUUGGACGUGAUAAUGGUCCUGGUGGAGGUGGAGGUGCAGGGAGAGGUAGAGGGUUGCCCAAAAGUCAAGCAGCAGCAGCAUCAAUAAAAGAUUUUCCACGAUCACAGAAUGGCAUUGGAAAGAAGGGUCGAGACAAUAUUCAGUCACUUCACACUGAUACUCUUAUAAAAGAGGUUGAGAGGGUAUUUGGGUCUAGUCAUCCAGAUCCUGUUGAAAUACAAAAAACUAAGAAAGUGCUCAAGGAACAUGAACAAGAACUGACUGAUGGCAUUGCAAGGCUUGCAUAUAUCUCAGAUGGUGAAAGUGGUGAUUUGGUAAAGAUGGCAAUGGUUAACACUAAUGGUCCAAACCAUUUACCUUCUUUUGGGCAAUUGAUUGGCAAUCUUACUCAAGAUAUACCACUUCUUUCUGUAAACAUAACCUUCAACUAAUAAAAUUUACCAAAAAGCCCUUCAAAUGACUUCCACUUCCAUUCUUGAAUUUACUUCACAUAGGCAAUGACCAAAAUAAUUCCAAAGAGACACUCUUGAUUGGAUAAUUAAGC
Lactuca sativa (garden lettuce) is the source of this 1004-nucleotide messenger RNA. NCBI's taxonomy places the organism in Eukaryota, Viridiplantae, Streptophyta, Magnoliopsida, Asterales, Asteraceae. The record is from RefSeq and is a predicted model, not a curated record.